This is a messenger RNA of Tuber melanosporum (Perigord truffle), 829 nucleotides long. RefSeq lists its product as uncharacterized. Lineage: Eukaryota; Fungi; Ascomycota; Pezizomycetes; Pezizales; Tuberaceae. Gene Ontology annotation, cellular component: U2-type spliceosomal complex; post-mRNA release spliceosomal complex. Bases 157 to 756 code for a protein of 199 amino acids. The transcript has 2 exons. The record is from RefSeq and is a predicted model, not a curated record.
CACCUCGAAGCUAUAUCCAAGAUUCAAUACUAUCAUACACCCAACUCUGAAAAGAAAAAAAGAAAAAAGAAAAACCUCCCUUACCACCUUGUUAUAACUCAGAAACGAGAAAAAGAAGGGAAACAAUUCAAUCCUAUCCUAUUUCUUACCAUCGUCAUGUCAUCAAUCGCUUCUCUCGACGCCCAGUCCGCAGCUCGCAAAGAACGCCUCGCACAGCUCAAGUCUCUAAAGCGCAAACAGACCCUGACAGACCCUUUGCCACCACAAGAAGUCACAAUGACAAUGGAUGAUCCGGAAGAUCCGGAAAAGACUACGAAUGCUCACCUCUCGGGCCGGAAUUAUGACAUCGAGUCACGAGCACCCAAAAUGGGGUUUGUGUCGGCACCCAACGUAGGACAGGAGACCUUGGAGGAUGCAGCAAAGAAGAUUGUCGAGACUACGAAGGCUUUGCAAAUGGAGGACGAAAGGAACGACAAGCCAAUCGAUUUGUUCAAUCUUCAACCAAAGAAACCGAAUUGGGAUUUGAAGAGGGAUGUGGAUAAAAAGCUCGAGAAGUUGAACCAGAAGACAGAUAUUGCUAUUGCGAAGAUUAUUCGAGCUCGGAUAGAGGAAGCACGACAGAAGAGAAUUGGCAAGAGUAAGGGGGGGGAUGAGACGGAGGAUGUUGAAGGAAAUGUGGCUUCGAUGACGCCGAUGCUAAGGAUGCCAACGACGAUGAGGCGGAUUCUCCAUGAUGCGACGGAGUGGAUUGCGUAGAGGAAAGGGUUUAUUUUUACUGGUUCAUGACAUAUGUAUAGUAUAAUAACUAAUGCAGACCCCUUAUUUGAAA